Bombina bombina (fire-bellied toad) is the source of this 2332-nucleotide messenger RNA. It is a transcript of the gene RAB13, whose product is annotated as RAB13, member RAS oncogene family. Lineage: Eukaryota; Metazoa; Chordata; Amphibia; Anura; Bombinatoridae. The coding region runs from base 215 to 820 and encodes 201 amino acids. The transcript has 8 exons. Gene Ontology annotation, cellular component: plasma membrane; endosome; synaptic vesicle. Gene Ontology annotation, biological process: protein localization to plasma membrane; Golgi vesicle fusion to target membrane; protein secretion. The record is from RefSeq and is a predicted model, not a curated record. Gene Ontology annotation, molecular function: GTPase activity; GTP binding.
CCCCCUAUUUCUCUUCCUCUGUUAUCCCUAAUAACUUUCUGCCAAUCCUGCUCUGCAGUCUACUUAGCUCCCACUUCCAUAGGAACUUCCUCUCUUCUCCCUCCCCUCCUUUUUGUUGACUGUCUCCCCCUCCCCCCUAUUCUGUCCUAUUGUCCCCCUCCCUCUUCCACUCUUUGUAUUCUCCCUCUUCCUCCUCACUCCUAUCCCACUCAAUAUGGCGAAAUCUUAUGAUCACUUAUUUAAACUUCUUCUGAUUGGGGACAGUGGAGUGGGGAAGACCUGUUUGAUUGUACGAUUCUCAGAGGACAGUUUUAACAGCACUUACAUCUCUACCAUAGGUAUUGACUUUAAGAUCAGAACAACAGAGAUUCAAGGAAAGAAAAUAAAGCUACAGGUUUGGGACACUGCAGGACAGGAGAGAUUUAAAACUAUCACCACAGCGUAUUAUCGGGGUGCCAUGGGUAUAAUACUUGUUUAUGAUAUCACAGACGAGCGUUCCUUUGAAAAUAUUCAGAACUGGAUGAAAAGCAUAAAAGAGAAUGCAGCGGCUGGCGUGGAGAGAAUGUUGCUUGGUAAUAAAUGUGAUAUAGAAAGUAAGAGGAAGGUGCCUAAGGAACGAGGAGAGAAGCUUGCUAAGGAGCACAACAUUAGAUUCUUUGAGACUAGCGCCAAAUCAAGCUUGAAUGUGGAUGAGGCCUUUAAUACUCUGGCUAGUGAUAUCUUGAUGAAAAUCUCUAAGAGAGCGGCUCCAGGAAUAAAGGACCCUGUGAAUCUGAAAAGCCCUAAAAAAAAAGAAAGCAACAAGUGUUCUUUGGUUUAAGGUUGUCACUGAUAUGGAUGCAGAGCCCCCUCUUGCCACAGAGGAGCGCUAGAGCAUUGCUAGCCCAGUGAAUCAGGGUGGCACCAAUUGGACAAUUUCCAUUAAAGAGACAACGGACCAUCCCUGCAAGGUGUAACAGAGAAUGGAGUCCAACCUAUAUGUCAUUCCCUGCUCUCAUUCCCCUUCCCAGGAUUUUCUUAGAAAGAAAACUUGAUCCCUGCUCAAAAUUGUAAACCCUCAUAGUUAUAUGAACCUCUGUUAGAAUGCAACUCAGAAUAAAAGGGCUGCAGGGUUGAAGUAUAUGGAGACUUAUUAGGAAGAGGGCAGACUUGAACAGAGAUGUAAAGUUGUAGGGGAAUGUAAAAGUAGGUGACAAGUCUAAAAAUGUUAUGGAGCAGCAAUAUGUUUGAUAGUAUAAGGAGAAAGUAAUAUAAUAAGCUGGCAUGAAGACACUAAGAUAGUAUAGAAUCUGCUAAAUGCAGCUGAUGGUGUUACAUAUAUAAAGCCAUAACCUAAUAUCAGUAUUAAUUCAGUUAUGUGUGAUAUUGUAAAGAGGUUAAUUGUGCUUUUUAGAACUGAUGCAGACAACUGACCACAUUCCAAAGUGGGCAGAAUAUGGUCUGACUGGCUGCUGGUUGUGUAACUAAUUGUUAGUUUAUAGGGAGAUCAGAUUGUUUGACUAAGACAGUGAUCCUAUUUGUCCUAAGUCAGGUAUAAGAAGAUAAAAAGAAUGUGUAAAUGCAUAAAUCAGUUUGCCUUAUGAUAUGUGUAAGAUGGUAAAAUUACUGUGAAGGCACUUUAAUGAGUAAAGGAGGAGGGUUUUCGUUUUAUAGACAGAUACACUAAUGCUUAUAACAGUUGUUUACUGUAGUAUAAUAAAUAUUUCUAUUUUUACAUGUUAAAAACUACCAUGACAAUAUGAUGUUGCGCAAACGAAUAAAGUUUGUUAAAGUGAAAGUAAACUUUGAGCGUACUCGCUCAAGUCAUAGGAUAGAAUUUUAAAAAUUAGUAAGACUUUCAUUCAUCAAAUUGGUAAUAUAUCCGGAUCUUCUACGAUUAGUGGAUUGCAGAUUCGUCAUCUGUCAAUCAAUUGAGGACUAUGGCGGGCGGAGGAACAGUGCUUACCGUUCUAGCAUUAAAAGCUAAAAAUCUCAGAAAAUCUGGAUAUAUUACCAAUUUGAUGAAAGUAUCACUAAUUUUUUUAAAUUCUAUCCUAUGACUUGAGCGAGUACGCUCAAGUUUACAUUCACUUUAAGAAUGAAUAUAACUGUGUACAAAACAAAGGAGGGGUAGUAUCUGAGCCAAUUUAAAUGGGCUGCUGCUACUAAAACUAGUAGCACACUUUGUACAAUGCAGAGUUCUACUAGGUGGUACACAAACUCCGUUUCUAUUGGAUCACUGCUUGUGUGGAUAAAACAAUUUGUUAACAUUUUAAGAGCCAAAUUCCCAUGGAGAUUUCCCCAAUUUUGUUCUAUAAAAUAAAAUUUUCUAACUUUUUUUUUUUUUUUUUAA